CCUCCCUCCCUGUGUUCUCCUCCCCGUCCUCCCGGUUGAUUCUGUGUUUGCUGCCUGCUCUAGGCGGGUUUAGCCCGCCUGUUUCCGCGCUGUCCGCCUUUGGGGGAGGUCCGGGCCGCCCCUGAUUGAUGGGGCGUGCAGAGUUGGAGAGUUGGAGUUCUGCGGGAUCCCAGUGUGGGCUGGAUGGAUGGGAAUGGGGAGAAGGGACGCCCCAUUCGGCCACCGGCUCCUUGGAAUACUGACCAUGGUUCUGUGGCUCCCAGCAGUCAGCUGCCAGUGCAGGAUUCUGAAGUGUAAUUCCGAGUACCUUUCUGCAACCUCUGGACUGCACACGGGCGCGGAAGAAUCGGUGGAGUUCUGCAUCGCUCUGCGAGCCUAUUCCCAGUGCACUCGCAAGACCGCGCGCGCCUGCCGCGGGGACCUGGCCUACCACUCAGCUGUCCACGGCAUCGAGGACCUCAUGAACCAGCACAACUGCUCCAAGGUGGGGCCCACGCAGGCCCCCCCGCGGACGCAGCCGACCUCCCUGGACUGCAUGGUGCAUUCGGACGCCCCCGAGGUCUGCAACUACGAGAAGAGCCUGCAGAGGCACGCGCCGCAACCCAACUACACGCACUGUGGCCUGUUCGGGGACCCCCACCUCCGAACGUUCACUGAUGCCUUCCAGACGUGCAAGGUCCGCGGGGCGUGGCCGCUCAUCGACAACAACUACCUUUUUGUCCAGGUCACCAACGUCGCUGUGGUCCCAGGCUCCAGCGCGACUGCCACAAGUAAGAUGCUGCCUGCCCUGCUGAGUUUCUCCAGCAAUUUCCUGUUUCCGUUUCAAAUGUUGCUCUGUUUGAAAUAUUGGUGUUUUUGUGUCUGUCCUGAUGAGAGCAAGACAAAAACAAAAGCUUUGCUGUAUCUGCUUUUCACCAACAAGAGCCUGUACCCGAUGAAGACAAUCUGAGCUAAUCGAAUAGACCUCGCAUGUGUUCGAAGGGUUACGUUGCAUUCACAAUGGUGUUCAACAACACA
This is a messenger RNA of Rhincodon typus (whale shark), 1017 nucleotides long. Its product is annotated as repulsive guidance molecule A-like. Gene Ontology annotation, biological process: BMP signaling pathway. Gene Ontology annotation, molecular function: coreceptor activity. Gene Ontology annotation, cellular component: plasma membrane. The record is from RefSeq and is a predicted model, not a curated record. NCBI's taxonomy places the organism in Eukaryota, Metazoa, Chordata, Chondrichthyes, Orectolobiformes, Rhincodontidae. The transcript is spliced from 4 exons. Bases 188 to 949 code for a protein of 253 amino acids.